This is a messenger RNA of Limanda limanda (common dab), 2786 nucleotides long. It is a transcript of the gene bcl6b, whose product is annotated as BCL6B transcription repressor. Gene Ontology annotation, cellular component: nucleus. Gene Ontology annotation, biological process: regulation of transcription by RNA polymerase II. The transcript is spliced from 12 exons. The coding region runs from base 240 to 1826 and encodes 528 amino acids. Gene Ontology annotation, molecular function: DNA-binding transcription factor activity, RNA polymerase II-specific; protein binding; RNA polymerase II cis-regulatory region sequence-specific DNA binding. NCBI's taxonomy places the organism in Eukaryota, Metazoa, Chordata, Actinopteri, Pleuronectiformes, Pleuronectidae. The record is from RefSeq and is a predicted model, not a curated record.
AACAUUAUAAAGAGUCCCCUCCCUGCAGCCUCCCCUUUCAGUGUCGGCCAGCGCCAGUGGAGGCUGCUCCACUUCUUUGACUGUAGACUGAACACUGAGGCCAGGGGGUUUGACGUCGGCCUGGUGCACGUCAGUUCUCGUCCCUGCUGGUCGGGGUACGAGUAGGGAGCUGGUCUCACCUAACAGAUGUGUCUGGGACACUCCAGUCUAUUUAUUUGUUCAUUUACACACAGACAAGCAUGAUGGAGGUCUUGGGGGGUUACAGGGGCGACAGAGACAUGGAGCUGAGGCCGGAGGGGUACGUGAAGGAGUUCACACGCCACUCCCACGACGUGCUGCUGAACCUGAACGAAUUGAGGCACCGCAACGUCCUCACCGACUUCACCCUGGUGGUUGGGAACGUGCAGCUGCAGGCGCACUGUGCUGUGCUCGUGGCCUGCAGUGGCUUCUUCUACUCGCUGUACUCCCGCCGUGUGCUGCUCCAGGGGCGUGGUGUUGGUGGAAGUGGGGAGCAGCUCAUGACCGUGACCCUCCCCAACUCCCUGGAUCCGUCCAGCGUUUCCCUGCUGCUCGACUUCAUGUACACCUCCCGCCUCCCUCUGACCCCGGGCGUGGUCCCCGGGGUGCUCGCCGUGGCCACCUACCUGCAGAUGGACCACGUGGCCGAGACCUGCCGGGAUUUCAUGCACAUGCACUGCACGGAGAAUAAAAGUGCAAGACACCUCCGAUUGGAGCUGGACUCCAGAGUGUCUGUCGCCUCUGUGGCCCCUAAAGGAGGAGAUCUGCCUCAUCCAGGACCGAUGGCAGCAGCAGCAAGGUUCCCACUGGAGGGUGGGGGCUCGCUCAGGCAAGGGGCUUUCCCGUUUGGCCAGCCGGGGUCAAAGGAGCAGAGAGGAGGGCCGGGGUCGCCCCUCGUGGGCACCCGGACCCCGUCGCCGGACAGCCCUGCCCGCUCCAGCUGCCAACCCAGCUCUCCAGCCGAGUCCAACACGUGUAACAAGAACCUUGUGAAUGAUACCAAAGCCUCACCAGACCCAAAGGCCUGCAACUGGAAGAAAUACAAGUACAUCGUCCUCAACCCUCUCUGUGCUACUACCACAGUGAAGGAGGAGGAGAUGGACGAACCCCAAAAUCAAACAUCGCCCGUCAAGGACCCCAAAGCCCCUGCAGAGGCGUGGUCUGGAGAAGUGCCCGGUCAGAUUGAUAGACAGGGGCAGGCCUCCUGCUACGAGGGUUCUGGCCGAGCCCCUCCCCUCGGGCCACCCCCCUCUGUGGAUCCCCUGAAAGUGCCCCCAACUCACAAGCAGGGAACAGUUUCACCCUGCACCACUGACCAACCUGCAAUCAAACGUGAGAACUUCUACGCGCCCUACUCUUACUCUGGUAACCUGCAAGGAGCCAAGUCUACCAGCUCAGGUGAGAAGCCGUACCGCUGCAACGUGUGCAGCGCCCAGUUCAACCGACCAGCCAACCUGAAGACUCACGCCCGCAUUCACUCAGGAGAGAAGCCGUACCGCUGUGACACCUGCGGCGCACGGUUUGUUCAGGUCGCCCACCUCAGGGCCCACGUCCUGAUCCACACGGGCGAGAAGCCGUACCCCUGCCAUACCUGCGGCACCCGCUUCCGCCACCUGCAGACCCUGAAGAGCCACCUGCGCAUUCACACGGGAGAGAAGCCUUACACUUGUGAGAAGUGUGACCUGCACUUCCGCCACAAGAGCCAGCUGCGACUCCACCUGCGGCAGAAGCACGGCGCGGUGACCAACACCAAGAUCCGCUACAAGGUGCUGACCGAGCCCUACCAGCCUCUGCUGCAGGCCUGCUGAGGAGGACGACCUUUGACCCCGAGCAGAAUCACAUCGGAAUAGUCUAAUUAUUUCUUAUUCUUUUAAAAUAUGAGGUGCUAAUUUAUAAAUGUCAGUUUGGGCCUUUGGGUUAAAAUGGAGUAGGUUUGUGGAAAGAGAUCAACAUGUUGCUGGAUGAGGUUUGGAGCUAAUAUAUGAAUCUUAUUAGUUGGGAGUCCCGGGCAGGGCCGGGUCUAGACAGGCAUGUAUGAGGGGGCAGCCACAAAUCUUGAGGGGGCAUUGUGCUUUAUUAUAUUAUUAUUAUUAUAAAUUGGGAUUUAGUUUGAGGGGGCACAACAUUUAUUUGAGGGGGCCAGGCCCCCUCUUGCCCCUGCCUAGACCCGGCCCUGGUCCCGGGUGGCUUUUAUUUUGAAAGAUGAAGAUGGGGUUCAGAAGUGUUUUUGAAGGUUUGUGAAGGGAGAGAAUGAAAGGGAAAGAGAUAAGGGAAGGAAGGGAGGAUGUGUAUACACUGAGAUAUGAAGAUCUGUGAGCAAGAGUAUGUGCAAGAGUCGGAAAGAAAGACAAAGCAAGUUUUCGGAAGGAGAUCGUGGAACAGUUGGGAGUUUUUGGAGUAAAUGAAAGUGAAACUUUGUUCUGACGCAUGGAGAAGCACUUAGUCAGCGUUGAGAUAUUGAAGCUUUUCUAAUUAAACGUGUAUUUAACUCAGAUUUAUCUUUAGCUUAAGGCCUGGGGCCUGUGUGUUCUUUAAAUAUGCAGUUUCAUCUGCACGGUCCAAGCAGGCAAAGGACUUAGCUUUCUAAUAGUGAACAGAAAGUAGAAAAAUGAAAUGUGUUGUUUUCUGAAAUGAUACGUUUAAAAAAAGACGAUUGUAAUGAAUUGGAUGAGUGAUAAUAAUAAUGUUAAGUUUGUAUGUUUAUGGGUUCAUUUGCUGGACAAAGAUGGUUUCUUACAAGUUAAAUUAAAUCGUUUUUUGUAAAAAUU